Molecule: messenger RNA, 1477 nt
Organism: Epinephelus moara (kelp grouper)
Lineage: Eukaryota; Metazoa; Chordata; Actinopteri; Perciformes; Serranidae
Product: deoxyribonuclease-1-like
Exons: 10
Coding region: 88-1248 (386 amino acids)
Biological process (GO): DNA catabolic process
Cellular component (GO): nucleus
Molecular function (GO): DNA nuclease activity
Source: RefSeq, a predicted model, not a curated record
CAGUUGCAUCAGUCAGCUGACAAAGAAACAACCUCUGCUGCGGUUUUGUUGAUUUAUUCUUACUCAUCUCACAAAGACUGAGUCACAAUGAAGAUCGCAGCCUUCAAUGUCAAACAGCUGGGAUGGAAAAAAGUCAACAACCCAUUUGUGAGGGAAAAUCUUAUCAAGAUUGUGUCCCGGUACAGUGUGGUGGUGAUGCUGGAGGUGAUAGAUGCAACUGGUAAGGCCAUGGACAAGUUCCUCGGAGCCCUCAACAACCACAAAGAUAACGUACAACAUCCGUACGAAAUGAAGUGCAGCGAACCUCUGGGACGAAGCUCCUACAGGGAGAAGUUUGUUUUCUUCUACAGAAAGGAUCAGGUGACAAUGAUCAACUCCUACCAGUAUGAAGAAGAAGAAGAAGAAGAAGAAGAAGAAGAUUAUGAACAUGGUGAAGAAUAUGAGGAUGAAGAAGAUGACGAUGAUGAAUAUGAGGAUAAUGAAGAUGAAGAUGAUGAGGAAGAUGAAGAAGAUGAAGAUGAUACAGAAGAUGAAGCUGUGGACGUGCUCGCCAGAGAGCCUUUCAUUCUGCAGUUCAAGAGUCCUACAACAGUUGUGAAGAAGCUGGCACUGAUCCCUGUCCACACCAAACCAGAGGACACAGAGAGAGAGCUGGACGCUGUGGACGAUGUGGUUAAAGCAGUGAGGAAAAGAUGGAGGACUACUAACAUUAUGAUUUUGGGGGAUUUUAAUGCAGAUGGACGUUAUCUCUCCAAGAGGAAGAAGAAGAAGAUUCGCAUCUCUUCUCCUCCUUAUCACUGGCUGAUAAAGGAUGAUGUCGACACGACGACGAGCAACUGUAAUGACAACACCUACGACAGGAUCGUGGUGUUCGGACAGACCAUGCUGAAAGCCGUUGUCCCCAGGUCAGCCAAGCCCUUCAACUUCCAGAGAGCGUUCAGACUGACUGAUGAACAAGCGCAAAGCAUCAGUGACCACUACCCUGUGGAGGUGGAGCUGAAGCCCCAUACAAACGCGACCAGAAGAACCUCAGGAACCAGAGGGGGCUCUAUCCGAAGCCGAGCUCACGAAGAGACAACUUCCCUAUUCAGUGUCACUCCCAGGAUCUCUCCUGCGUUCCUGCCUUCGACCCAACACAUCUAUCAUCACCCUCGCCUGCAAACACCAGCCUUCAUCCCUCGACCCCCCUUGCUACACCCCUUAUCACUUCACCCCUCGUCGCUUCUUGCCUCUCCCUUCACCCCUUGAUCCUUUAUCUGACCUCUCUAUCCUUUUCUCCAGGUAGCCCUUGACCCUCAUCCCUACAUCCUUCAACCGUUCAUCCCUUCAUCCCUUCGGCCCUCGACCCUCAUCCCUUCACCCUUUCCAUCAUACACAAUAAACCAUAAGAAAUCUUUAUCUUAUUGGUGUGGUCUUUGUUAGUGGAAAUGCAGAUAGAAUAGAGCAGAUCUACAGUUACAAUGCAUUAAUGAGUCGA